AUGAGCCAGGGAGCCGUGUCGACUAUUAGAGAGGAACAGCUUCAGCUCGAAUUAGACUCAGUAAAGGCAAGACUUGAGCUUUACGAACCCCAAAUUGCGUCACAACAUUCUCCUGUACCCGAGUCAUCCACCAAUCUUUCUCCAUGUUGGACUUCCCUCUCUUCUAGGGGUGGUCGAGCUUCUUUGGACGCCGCCAUGGACAGUCGACGUGCUAUCAACUGGCAUGCUCCAUUACGCCAAAGAGCGUACUCGCAACAAGACCGCCCAGCUCAGCUUAUGGCCCGCAGCAUUUCCAAUCAUUCUGAGCUGGAUAUGUCUGCCCUGUAUGGUGGCGCUGCUGUCUCCUUGACCAACAUGCCUGGCUUGUUGGGUGGUUCUUCUCGCACUGCCUCGAUCAAUGGUCAUUCGUCCAGCAUGACUGAAAACACUAGUGUUCCGGAUGUUGGAAUUCACCCCAGCAGUUAUCUCUCAACCCGUAGCUGGUACGAUGAGCAGUCGUACUUUGCUUCAAAUGGGACUUAUCUGUCUCCCGAUGAUGUCCACAGCAACUUUAUUCCAUCGGCCCCUCCUUCCAUGGUGUCUGGAUUCUCGGCUCUCGAGCCUACCCAACCUCUGACGAGGCAGAACAGCUCUUAUGGCGGAAGCAACGGCGCACACAUGGUCCGGCUGCCGUCUUCUCAGUCUGAUCGGACGGACGAGCAUUCAGUACAGGAUCCACUGCAGCCGACCAGCGCAGAGAAUCAUUGUGCCCUGAGCGCGGCCUCUGACACGGACUUCAUAGCGAUGGGCUCCAGAUUCAACAUGACUGGCCAAGAAUAUCCCAUCUCUACUGACAGUACCAGCCUCCUCUUAUCAGCUUCGACAUCCCAAUCUAUGGAGCGCUCUUUUUCAAACACAAGCUCCUCUAGUGCAAAAUCAACAAUUUCUAAUGCGGACCGUCGAGCAAGAGAAGCCCUUGAACGUACUCUUCACAACGGUAGAACGAAUCAUAUUCGCCCCAAGGCGGAGAGUCAGGCGAAUAUCAAGACCGGGCCUCCUGCACCGCACAAGAAAGCCGGCAAGGUCGCACUUCCAAAAACUCCUUAUCAGCGACCCAAGGGACCAAAGGUCUUUUGCGAAUUCUGCGGGGAGCAUCCGGAAGGCUUUCGUGGCGACCAUGAGCUCCGCCGCCACCUCAACGCCAAACACAAAGGUGUUGUGAAGAAAUACGUGUGUAGAGAUCCAGCAACAGUCGGACUUACCUCUGGGGUCCAGGCAUUGCAGCCAUUGUCAGAUUGCAAGGCCUGUUCAGGAGGCAAGAAGUAUGGGGCGUAUUACAAUGCCGCUGCUCACCUCCGCCGCACGCACUUCAAACCAAAGGCCCCUCGUGGUAAGAAUAAGAAACCCAACGACGAGAAGCGUGGUGGGAAAGGAGGUGGUGACUGGCCGCCAAUGUCAGAACUGAAGCUCUGGUUCGAGGAAGUUCUGGUCGCCCGAGAUGACGAAGAGCACAACUUGGCCGCCACAGCACCCGACGAUGAAGAUGCUGUUGCCGAUGACGAAGUUGAAGUUGACUGGAUGAUGCGUCAAACGAUGGAUGACGACGCGUCCGACUGUGAUGCGGAAGGUGACGCCUGCAUGACAUCUUGGGAUGGUGCCCCGAUUCAGUACCAAAAUGAAGGCAUGCACGCUCCUCUGGACACAUCUGUCACAGAUGCACAAGGCGGUGACCUCUCGUAUGAGCAAAUGCCCCAAGUUAGCUUUGCUGUUGAUGAGUUCUCCAUGGCCGGGGGCGAAGGUGGUCCUUUUGACCCUGCCCUUCUUGAAUCUACGCCCUCUGAGUUUUACAGUCAGGAACAGUCUUAUCGCUGGUCUGUGAACAGCCUGUAA
Messenger RNA from Pochonia chlamydosporia 170, 1869 nucleotides. Its product is annotated as key lime pathogenicity protein. The record is from RefSeq and is a predicted model, not a curated record. The transcript is spliced from 2 exons. Bases 1 to 1869 code for a protein of 622 amino acids. Lineage: Eukaryota; Fungi; Ascomycota; Sordariomycetes; Hypocreales; Clavicipitaceae.